Caenorhabditis briggsae is the source of this 303-nucleotide messenger RNA. Bases 1 to 303 code for a protein of 100 amino acids. NCBI's taxonomy places the organism in Eukaryota, Metazoa, Nematoda, Chromadorea, Rhabditida, Rhabditidae. The transcript is spliced from 3 exons. The record is from RefSeq and is a predicted model, not a curated record.
AUGCGCCAACAUUCGUCUUCGAUUAUGCUAGCGUUCGCUCGUCAAAUCCUCAACGUCAUCGAUCUCUUGUCGAUUGCUCCAUUCUAUUUUGAACUUCUUCUUUGGGUUUGUGGAAUCAGUGGAAAAAUGUUCGAAAAGUCAGAUGGGCGUUCUUCACCGUCCGUCUUCUUCAUGUUCUUCGUGUCAUCAGAAUUGCUAAGCUGGGUCGAUUCUCACCGGGUCAACAAUUUCAUGCAAGUCGUCAAACUUCGCGAGGAGCAAAUUGUCAAAAAAUGCGCACAUCAACAUGGAGACCAAGUCUAG